GUGAGCAGGUGAAGCAUCCUCAUCCUCUGCCUGGAAGGGUGACAGCCUAGCCCUCGUCAUCCACAUUCACCAUGGGACUCUUCUGCUGGACUGGACGCCUCGCCCUCUGCCUGCAGCUGGUGCUGGGCACAGCUCUGAACGAUCUACCAGCCUGCAGUGAGAGCGACUAUCAUUAUGAAUACACAGAAUGUGACAGCACUGGAUCCAGGUGGAGGGUUGCAGUACCAAAUAAAGAAAAACAUUGCGUUGGAUUGCCAGAUCCUGUAAAAGGAAAAGAUUGCACUUUCUCCUGUGAUUCUGGCCAGUUCUUGGACAUUAAAACCCAGUCAUGCACACAGUGUGCUGCAGGAACAUACUCACUGGGAACCGGGAUCAAAUUUGACGAAUGGGAUGAGAUGCCAUCAGGAUUUUCCAAUGUGGCAACGUUUAUGGAGACCACUGCUGACUUUUCUGGAAACAAACCUGAUAGCUGUGAUAACUCUUCAUGGGUUCCUCGAGGAAACUACGUUGAAUCAAAUCGGGAUGACUGCACUGUGUCUCUUAUCUACGCUGUGCAUCUGAAGAAAUCUGGUUCUGUGUCCUUUGAGUACCAAUACUUCGACAACAACAUCUUUUUUGAAUUCUUUAUUCAAAAUGACCAAUGUCAAGAAACAAGUUCCUCAUCAGAUAAGUGGGUGAAACUCUCUGAGAACAGCGAAUGGAUGCAACAUUCGGUGUCUUUAAAAUCUGGAACCAACAUUUUGUAUUGGAGAACUACUGGCAUUCUUCUGGGAUCAAAAGUGGUGAAGCCUGUCAUGAUAAAGAACAUUACUAUUGAAGGAGUUGCAUACACAUCUGAAUGCUUUCCUUGUAAACCCGGUACAUACAGCGAUAAACCAGGAUCUUCUUUUUGCAAGAUCUGUCCCAGGAACAUGUAUUCAGACAAAGGAGCUAAGGAAUGCAGUAAAUGUAACCUGGAAACACAAUACUCAGAUGAAGGAGCCAGCAAGUGCCUAACUCGUCCUCCAUGCUCGGCUAAAGAUAUGUUUCAGAUACACACUCCUUGUGACAAUGAAGGAAAGACUCAGAUCAUGUAUAAAUGGAUUGAGCCAAAGAUAUGCAGAGAAGAUGUUUCUGGUGCAAUGAUGCUUCCAGCUUCUGGGAACAAAGAAGAUUGCCCCCCCUGCAACCCAGGCUUUUAUAGCAAUGGGACAUCUUGUUCUCCUUGCCCAUUUGGGACCUUUUCUGAUGGCAUACAAGAGUGUAAACCGUGUGCUGCUGGCACGGAGCCCGUUCUUGGAUUCGAAUAUAAGUGGUGGAAUGUUCUUCCUGCCAACAUGAAGACAUCCUGCUUUAAUGUUGGAAACUCAAAAUGUGACGGAAUGAAUGGUUGGGAAGUUGCUGGAGAUCAUGUCCAUAGUGGAACCGGUGGAUCUGACAAUGAUUACUUGCUUCUAAAUCUCCAUGUUCCAGGAUUUAAACCUCCAACAUCCGGAGCAAAUGGAGCAGAAAUUGGCAGGAUCACUUUUGUGUUUGAAACCAUUUGCUCUGCUGACUGUGUGCUGUACUUUAUGGCGGAUAUUAACAGAAAGACUACUAGUGUGGUGGAGUCAUGGGGAGGAAACAGAGAAAAGCAGUCCUACACUCACAUUGUAUCUAAGAACGCAACGUACAUGUUUACCUGGGCGUUUCAGAGGACCAAUCAAGCUCAAGAUAGCCGACUUUAUGUAAACGAUGUUGUAAAGAUCUAUUCAAUAACUGCCACCAAUGUUAUGGAUGGAGUCUCGUCGAGCUGCCAUGUCUGCGCCAUGGGGUCUCCGCAGUUUGGAUCUUCCUGUGUUCCUUGUCCUGCUGGUCACUAUAUUGAGAAGGAGAGCAGCUCAUGUAAGGAAUGUCCACCUAACACAUACUUAUCCCCUCAUCAAGUCAAUGGAAAAGAGGCGUGCAUCCCAUGUGGUCCUGCAAGCAGAAGCAAUAAGGAUCACUCAGCCUGUUACAGUAACUGCAGCUUCUCCUAUAUGCAUGAAAACCAGAGCUUGACGUACGACUUUCACAAUCUCAGCAGCGUGGGAACUCUCAUUAACGGACCCAGCUUUACUUCCAAAGGAACAAAAUACUUUCAUGUUUUUAACAUAAGUUUGUGUGGAAAUGAAGGGAAAAAGAUGGCAGUGUGUACUGACAACAUUACUGACGUCACGACAAAAGAGAUGGAAGCAGAAGCAGAUGAUGUGUCUAAUUAUGUGAAGACCUUUGUUUGUCAGUCCACCAUCAUUCCAUCAGACAGCAAAGGAUUCCGCACAGCGCUGUCAUCUCAGUCUGUCAGCUUGGCCGAUGCUUUUCUAGGUGCUACCACUGACCGAAGCCUCAAUGGAAUCACCAUUAAACCUGAUAUAUUCCCUUCUCAGAAAAAGAUACCUGAUAUCAAUUUCUUUUACAAGUCUUCUGCAGUUACUUCGUCAUGUGAAAAAGGAAGAGCUACAGUUAUAUCUUUGAGGUGUGAUCCCACAAAACCUGGUCAGGGUGAUAUUUCGGUCCCCAGAUUGUGUCCUGCAGGUACAUGUGAUGGGUGCAAUUUUUAUUUACUCCGGGAAACAGCAGAAGCAUGCCCUCUUUGUACAGAAAAUGACUACCAGAAAAUAGAAGGAGCUUGUAAAAAGGGUCACCAGGAAACACAUUAUGUUUGGAAUGAGCCCAAACUCUGCAUGCAUGGUGUCUCCCUGCCAGACAAAAGGACUGCAGCCUGUGAAUCAAUAGACUUCUGGCUGAAAGUGGGUUCUGGGGUGGGGGCAUUUGUGGCUGUUCUUCUUGUAGCACUGACCUGCUACUUCUGGAAGAAAAACCAGAAGCUAGAAUACAAGUACUCUAAGAUGAUCAUGACCGCUAAUUCCAAGGAGUGUGAGCUCCCUGCUCCAGACAGCUGUGCUAUAAUGGAAGGAGAAGACAAUGAAGAUGAUAUAGUAUAUUCCAAUAAACAGUCAUUGCUGGGAAAACUGAAGUCACUUGCAACAAAGGAGAAAGAACACCGUUUUGAAUCUGUACAGCUGAAAUCCUCACGGCCACAAAAUAUAUGAAGCCCAGACAUUGCCUUUGAGACUAUGAAAAAAAUUUUUUGUAGGAAAAAGCAUAUCAUAAAAAGAAAUCAGUAGACGGUACCAAUAGAGAAAAAUGAGGCACUGAAAAAAAAUCAUAAAGAAAAUCUUUGCUGCCUUAUUACUUAUAGAUAGAGUAUUUUGCCAAAAAUGGAAUAUGUGGAAGUGUAGAAUUCAAGUUCAACUCAGGACAAGCAAAAUGAAACUGAAGAUGUUAAGCUUAUUGUGUGUUGCUUUUGCAUGUUGUAUCCUGUGUUUAACCUCUCACCUCCUGACACUUAUUGCACAGAAAUAACAAUUAUCUUGAAGUUCAGAAGACUUUCUUUUCCACCCAUGUUUGCUUUAAAUGGUCACUAACUUUUAUGACAACUUUGCAUAAAUCAAUAGUACAAGCAACCAAACAUGUUAGCCAUGUUGUCAGCUGUUUACCUCCCCCCGUUGCUAUUUGCUUUGCACUUUGAAAAAUGCCUUAAUCCCGUCCUAGACGGACCAACUCCACAGGAGGAUCAUAUUACACGUGUCAGUCUAUGAAGAGAGGAGGGGGGAGGAGUGAGCAGGAGAACACACAGAAAAGCAGACCGCCAGAGCUACAUGGGCUGAGAUACAAACUUCCUAAGUGCUUUAUUCACACCCAUACAGGUCAGUACCUCUCUGUUCUCCAUGAUCUUGGGGCUGCUUCUGAGUGAGUAAGAGAAGGUUAAGAAGCAGAUUUUCCUUUACAUUCUGUGUGCAGUGGAUUAGAACUAGUCUUCACCCACCAUCUCUGGGAGAACUGCAAACUAGACAUUCCCUAUGCACAGAGAAAAACUGCAAAAAACUGCCAGAUACAAGUCAUAAAGUGGCCAGAAAUAGUGUUAUUCCUCAUAUACACACAUAGUACUACUGAUUAAUGCAAAGUUUGUUGAAAGGUUAGGUACGCUUUAAAUGUAAGCUGUAAGGGUCCUUUUACACAGGCAGAUAAAUUGGCCAUAACAAGAUCCACUUGACAAAAUAAGCUAGUCGCAAAACUAGCAUUUAUAUUUCACCAAAAUCGUGUGUUUUUUGAUACUGCAAUCAUUUGUGCAAUUGUUUUCCCCUCUCAUGCGCUUUGCAUUAUACACGACAGCCUGUUUACACUACUUGAUGUGCUGCCGGCAAGCAGUCAUUUUAAUAUCAGCAUCCGAGAUGUGAUCAGUGGCAAAAAGGUGAAUUGUAGUUUGCUAUUCGAUGUUUACACUGGACAGUGAGCAUUUGGGCAGUUAGGGCCUUAAGUAAAAGGCCUUUAGCCUAGUGAAAUAUGACAAUGUCUUUCUAAAAGGAAUUGUAGCAGAAGGAUCUCUUUACUGACCAAAAAAUGGCAGUAAAGAAAUCAAUCAAAUAUCCUGUUCUCUAACAGAUUAUUGGACCUUUUAAUGCUUACGUUAAAUUUAAUUUCACCUUUCAGUGGUUACAAAAGAAGCAAUCAGAAAAUAGGGGGUGUACCCUGCAAAAUCUUUGGAUGAGAAUGUGCAGUUUUUGCUUUGGUCCAAUACCAUAUGGUGACAUGUCUUCUUUAAAUGGCUUGUCUGCUUUUGCCUUCUGUAAUGGUGAAAUAAAUACUGGCUCAUUGCUUACACCAGCCUCCUUCCCCACUCUCCAUGGGUGCCUAUGUAAACCUCCAUGUCCGUAGCAUCCAAGAUGAUGGCAGUCACGAUUACCAGUGUGGACGCAUCCCCAGCUGCAUCCUCUAUUGCACUGCUGCCGAAAGCAUUCAGGGCAGGUGCAGAUACAGGAGAUGCUGUGCUUUCAGCUCCUGCCUAGUAGAGGAUACAGCCAAAGAGGUGGUCAUGUGGGUGAAUGGGAUGACUGCUGCUAUCUCGGAUGCUAGGAACAUGGCCGUCUGUUUACAUACAGCACCCGUGUGUGCUGUAGUAGUAGUCGCCCACAUUCCUGCCUGGAAGGUUAAUGGAUGUCAGCACGCUUGUUGAGUAGCAGAGUAAGCUUGCACAGAGCCAAGUGCAAUAGCAAGGUGUAGUUAAAGGGAUAUGAAGAUAAAUGAUGUUUUAUAAAAGGAGUUGGCGGGGACCAUGGUAGGGUACGUACUGCAGGACUUUUGUUCUCAAUGUUUAGAAGGAGAAUGGUAAGAAUGGGUAGGAAACCUUAUUUUGAAUCUCCUCACUACUAAAACUUUCAUAAUUUUCCUACUGAUAACUGUCAAAUUAUGGAAUGGUUUAUUGUGGAAUGAGUUAUACAAAUUCUCAAUGUCAUGUUAAUUCUUUAUACCUUUGUAGGUAGUUUAUAUAGUUGGCUUUGCACACAUACAUUUGGCCCCCAACUAAACCAGUAUCAAUUUAAACUGGUAUGUGUUAGUGGACCUUUUAUCUGGCUGAUAUCAAUACUAUGCAAAAAAAAAAAACUAAUAUGUAAAUGAUCAUGUGAGACCCCAAUAUGAGAUUUGGAUGUUUUAUUCAAAUUGCUAAGAAAUUGGCUAUUUUGUUCUACAAAUUGUAACAAUCCCAAUAGAUUAUAAAUGUGCCACUUAGCUACACUGUCCAGAAUUAACAUGGGACUUGCUGGGGGCUGAAAUCUUUGCUUUUGGUCAGUGAUUUUGUCCCUCCAUCGGACAAUAUAUUUAUGCCGCCCUUUAUUGGGGUGAUCUGAAACUGUACUUCUGAGCCCUAGCUGUAGCACUGCUUUAUUAUUGCUUUAAUAUACAGUAUGUCAUGUUUACACAGUAAUCGAUAUAUGAAUAAGAGGCUGCUCUGACACCCAGCCCCACAAAGUCAACUUUGUAUGAUCAGUCAAUGUAAAUGCACAACAUACAUUGCAGUCUAAAAAUGCAGUAACUGCCCUCCUUAGUGAGCUGCUCCAUUUUUAAAGGAUUUCCCAUAAGCUAGUGCCUUGUACUUUCAUACCUUCAUUGAGACAUACUAUAUCUUCACCAUUAACAUUAUGGUUCUGGAUUACAAAUUAAAUUUAAUUCCUGCUAUCCCCUCAUAUUUUGUAGCAUGUUUUGGAUUACCACUUUAAUUGGAGCCUACAUUCAGUCUCAGAUAUGGCAAAUUUAGUAGCCAUACCUGGAUUACCAGUUUAUAUUUACACUGGCAUUGAAAUGCCAUAUGGAAAUGUAAGAUUACUAAAUUACAUAACUGAUGCAUUUUUAGUUACUCCAAGUGCUGGGAUGUUAACACAGAAAAUUCCACCAUCUUGCAAAAUUUAAACAAAGUACCUCUUCCUAGUUAAUCCCAGUGCAUUCAAUGUUUUGCCAUUUGCUACAGUCAAUUUGUCACUAAACUUUCAAAAAAUUUGAAUAAAUCAGUAAUACCAGUGAAUAUAAGACACUUUGUAAUAUAUC
Molecule: messenger RNA, 6381 nt
Organism: Bufo bufo (common toad)
Lineage: Eukaryota; Metazoa; Chordata; Amphibia; Anura; Bufonidae
Gene: ELAPOR2
Product: endosome-lysosome associated apoptosis and autophagy regulator family member 2
Exons: 22
Coding region: 72-3050 (992 amino acids)
Biological process (GO): positive regulation of BMP signaling pathway
Source: RefSeq, a predicted model, not a curated record